AUUCUCAGAUUAUAUCUCUUUAGUUCCGGAUAUAGACCGAGGCUUGCCCCUUGUCAUCUUCAGUAUGAGCGGGGUUAGCCGAAAGAUAAGAAAUGGAGCUAUACCAGCAUCAAUGAGGUUGCCAGGUUGAGUAUUACGCCUCUUAAAAUCCUUGAGGUUCCUCAUGUUGACUUUUCUCGUUGUCUUUCAGAUGAGCGCAGUCCCUUAAUCAUGGAAUCCAGUCGGUUGGCGGUUGCGCAGCGCCAUGAGCGGACGCCGGAGGAGCGCGAUCUCGUUCGAAGGCUCGAUAUCUUUCUGAUGACAUUCGGAUGCGUAUCUCAAGUUAUCAAGUACCUUGACCAACAGAACAUCAGUAAUGCAUAUGUAUCGGGAAUGAAGGAAGAUCUUGCCUUGAAUGGCAACGAGCUGAACUAUUUCACCACGUACUUCAGCGUGGCGUAUUGUAUCAUGUUAAUCCCGUCGCAAAUUAUCUUGACGUACGUACGACCGAGUUACUGGCUAUCCGGAUUAGAGAUAAUCUGGGGCGUGAUAACGGGUCUUAUCGCUCUCACUCAUAAUGCGAAGCAAGUGUACAUCCUCCGUGUAUUUCUUGGACUCUGCGAGAGUUCGGCUUGGCCAGGCAUGAUGACGUUGUUCAUGCAUUGGUAUACGCCUUCGGAGUUAGCAAAGAGAAUGGGAUUUUACCACUCUUGCCAAGCGAUUGGUUCGAUGAUGUCCGGAGCACUUCAAGUCGCGAUCAUUAAUACCUUGCAUGAUGCGGCCGGGCUGGCUGGGUGGCGCUGGCUAUUCGUCAUUAAUGGAAUUAUGACCGUGGUUUGGGGUGCACUGGGAUUUUUCUUAUUGCCUGACCUACCGAACCGUGUUAAUCCUAGAGCCUUUUGGUUUAAGAGUGGCCACGAUAAACUUGCGAUGGAACGCCUAGAACGCCACGGUCGAGCCGAGCCGAAGCGAAUAACAUGGGCCGGCGCUAGACGAACUGCUGUUAAUUGGGUGACAUACUUUAUCGCGAUCUUGUAUAUCGCGACUGUAUUAGCGUCUUGGGGAUACUCUUACUUCAAUCUCUUUCUCAAGAGUCUCAAAAACCCCGAUGGAACGCCCACCUGGACCACUUCUCAAGUGAACGCUAUCCCGAUCGGCGGUAGCGCUAUCAACGUUGUCUUCGUCUGGGUGUGGGCUAUCCUCUCCGAUCUUCUGAGGACACGAUGGAUCUUGAUUGUAGCACAAGCCGUGAUUGGCCUCGUGCCAUGUAUUGCGAUGAGCGUUUGGACCACCCAUCCUAACACCACACCGCUUGCGACGGCCUACGCCAGUUACUUUAUCUCUUACCUGGCUUUAGGUACCGCGCCCCUGAUCAUGGCCUGGAUUUCUGAUCUAUUGCCGCAAGAUCCAGAAGGGAGGACUCUUAUCGUUGGUGUUGCGAUCGCCACAUAUUAUGCGGUUUCAGCGUGGAGUCAAGUCCUUGUCUGGCCUGCUGUUCAGGCCCCCUACUAUAAAUACGGUUGGCAAUCAUCGAUUGCGUUAUGGAUUUUAGUUAUCAUCAUGACUUGUACUCUUCGAUACAUCGAUCUUAAAUAUCUUCUUCCAAAGCGAGAAAACUUCCGCGCCACUCUGAUUGAAGGAUCAGACCCAGCGGGGCGUUCCGAGCCAGAUCCAGACGACGAUCCUAGCACACGGAAAUCGAUAUGAUGAUCGGGGAUAGGCAACUCCUACACAUUGGGCACUUGGUGGCUUAAAGAAACAAAAUCUGCGAAGAGCCUACCCGCAUUUCACUUGAUCCCCAUUUUCGGAACUCUUCAUUCAGCCAUUUAAUUUAUUACCUAGGUGUGUUAUGCAUUGGCAAUUGGGUAGAUCACAUGCUUGCAUUAUAGAA
Annulohypoxylon maeteangense is the source of this 1870-nucleotide messenger RNA. Its product is annotated as putative allantoate permease. Gene Ontology annotation, cellular component: membrane. Lineage: Eukaryota; Fungi; Ascomycota; Sordariomycetes; Xylariales; Hypoxylaceae. The transcript is spliced from 11 exons. Gene Ontology annotation, biological process: transmembrane transport. The coding region runs from base 211 to 1686 and encodes 491 amino acids. Gene Ontology annotation, molecular function: transmembrane transporter activity. The record is from RefSeq and is a predicted model, not a curated record.